Molecule: messenger RNA, 3224 nt
Organism: Myotis myotis
Lineage: Eukaryota; Metazoa; Chordata; Mammalia; Chiroptera; Vespertilionidae
Product: zinc finger protein 724-like
Exons: 7
Coding region: 300-1991 (563 amino acids)
Biological process (GO): negative regulation of transcription by RNA polymerase II
Molecular function (GO): DNA-binding transcription repressor activity, RNA polymerase II-specific
Source: RefSeq, a predicted model, not a curated record
CCUUGCAGACCCGGAACCGGCUGUGGAGGGCAAGAUGGCGGCUUCUCCGUGAGGAGGGUGUUUGUCUUUAAAGCUGACGCUCCCCGUCCCCUCCCCGCAGGGAAGGCUGAGGGCGCUGCCGGCGCUGAAGUCCUUGUUGGGGUCCCCGCCCCGGAGCCUCUCUCAGCGGUCCUUCUGACUGUGGGUGUGAGGUGAGCUGAUUAACAGGCUGUGUGGAUGCCUUUGAAGGCACAUUCUGUGGUUCCUCAGUUGUCACUUGAGAAAACAUCCCAGGACCAGCAUCAGUAACCAGGACCCAAAUGGCUGCUUGUCAGGGACUGCUGACCUUCAGGGAUGUGGCCAUAGAUUUCUCUCAGGAGGAGUGGGAAUGCCUGGACCCAGAUCAGAGGAAAUUGUACCUGGAUGUGAUGUUAGAGAACUACAGCAACCUGGUCUCCGUGGCUAUGUCAUCUGAAGAUGAACAGGCCUUUUUGCCAAAGCCCGAACCACAAGAUGUAUGCUCUGAAAUAAUACUGGGUACAUAUACUGAAGACAGAAGUUAUCAAUGGAAUGCAUAUUGGAAAACCAUUAAGCAAGAGCCAUAUCAUAAUAAUCAUUGGAGAAGUGAGCUUGCAGAGGAUCAUUAUGAAAGUGAAAAACUCUUUGACCAAAUGUCCAAUCACAAUAUACAUCAAGUUAUUCCUAUUGUGGAGAUGAUACUCAAAGAAAGUAAAUCUAUGUCAUCUGAAGAUGACAAGGCCUUUAUGCCAAAUACCGGAAUACCACAUUUAUUCUCUGAAAUAAUACUGAGUACAUAUUAUGGAGACAGCAGAUAUCAAUGGAAUAAACAUUGGAAAAACUUUAAGCAAGAGUCAUAUCUUAAUCAUCGGACAAGCGAGCUUGCAGAGAACCAUUAUAAAAUUAGAAAAGUCUUUGAUCAAAUGUCCAAUCACAAUAUAUGUCAGGUUAUUCCUGUUGUGAACAAGACACACAAAGGAAAUAAAUGUGUCCAGUCUUUUCAGCAAUCAUUAAAUUACACUGAACAAGAGAAUAUUCAUACUGGGGAGGAGGCUUACAAAUGGAAUCUGUGUGGGAGAGUCUUCAGUCAAAUAUUCAAUGUAAAUAGACUGAAAAAAAUCUAUAGUCGAGAAAAACCUUAUACAUGUAAAGAUUUUGGUAAAACAUCUCAUUGGCCUUCAGAUUGUACUUUAAAUCAGAGAAUUUAUACUGGAGAGAAGCCCUAUAAAUGUAUAGAAUGUGGCAAAGCCUUUACCAGAUCUUCAAACCUUACAAUGCAUCAGAGAGUUCAUACUGGAGAGAAACCUUAUAAAUGUAUAGAAUGUGGCAAGUCCUUUGGUGGCUCCUCAAACCUUACUAAGCAUAAGAGAGUUCAUAUUGGAGAGAAGCCUUAUAAAUGUACAGAAUGUGACAAAUCCUUUGUCUGCUCUGCAGAACUUACUAAGCAUCAGAGGGUUCACACUGGAGAGAAGCCUUAUCAAUGUAGAGAAUGUGGCAAAUCCUUUGGGAGAGCCUCAAACCUUACAAAGCACCAGAGAAUUCACACUGGAGAGAAGCCUUAUAAAUGUAUAGAAUGUGGCAAAGCCUUUACCAGAUCUGAAACCCUUGCUUAUCAUCAGAGAGUUCACACUGGAGAGAAGCCUUAUAAAUGUAUAGAAUGUGGCAAGUCCUUUGGCAGCUCCUCAAACCUUACUACGCAUCAGAGAGUUCAUACUGGAGAGAAGCCUUAUAAAUGUACAGAAUGUGGCAAAUCCUUUGUCAGCUCCUCAGAACUUACUAAGCAUCAGAGGGUUCACACUGGAGAGAAGCCUUAUCAAUGUAGAGAAUGUGGCAAAUCCUUUGGGAGAGCCUCAAACCUUACAAUGCAUCAGAAAGUUCAUACUGGAGAGAAGCCUUAUAAAUGUAGAGAAUGUGGCAAAUCCUUUGGCAGAUCCUCAAACCUUACUAAGCAUCAUAGAGUUCAUACUGGAGAGACAUCUUACAGAUGUGUGUAGUGUUGUAAGUCCUUGAACAGCAGUGAAAAUUUACUGAAUAUCACAGAAUUCAUACUGGAAAGAAGACUUAUGAAUGGGAAAAAUGUAAAAAACUUUUAAAAGCCAUUCACAUAUUACCGUACCUUAGAGACUUCCAAACAGAGAGAUACUGUACAUAUGUAGAGAAUAGGCUGGUGCCUUUACCCACGGCUCAAAAUUUACUAAUCAUCAGAGAUUUGAUAGUAUAGGGAAGCGUUACACUGUAGAAAAUGUGAGAAAGCCUUUAACCUGUGUUCAAACUUAACAUUUACGAAGCAUUCUAAAGAGAAACAACAAAAAUAUAAAAUUAUCCAAAGAUUUAACGAUGCUUUCAUUGAGAGUGAUAAGGUCUUACAAAUUCUGAGGGAUAUGUCAAAGUGUGUAUUCUCAUUUACAUGUCAUAGAACCUCUUGGAAUUAUUACUGGAUCGAAGCCCAGCAGAUAUAAAGAAUGUGACAAAGCUUACUCAGUAUGCAUACCUUACCCAACAUCAGAAUUAAAACUGGAGAGAAUCAAUACAAAUGUAAACAUUGUCCUAAAAUUUUUAAUCAGCAUCUGUAGCUUAUUGCUCACAUUGGAGUUUAUUCUAGAGGAAAACCUUAAAACUGAAAAAUGUGGGAAAUCAUAUAAUUGAACCUACAGCCCCAGUCUUAUCAGGGAUUAUAAUUGGGUAGAAAUUCCACGUUUUUUUAAUAUAGGAGGAAUGACUUUUCUUUAAAAUAUACAGUUUACAAAUCUCCAAGGAAUUUAUGCCUUAAAGUGGCUUUAAAGAUGUAAAAAGUUUAUCCAAGUAUUUAAUUGAUUAUGAAUUUUAAAGUCUCACUGAAUUCACACUAGAUCAAUAGCCAAAAUGCCCUUCAGAUAUAGCCCUAAAUCAGUACUCACAGUGUACUCCAAACUUUAAAUGUUGUUAGGUAAUGUUUGUAUACUUGAAUAUAUCAAAAAAGUUGAUGUUUCCAUAUGUACAAUUACUUAGAGUGUUAUCUCAUUUAUAUUGAAAUCAUUUGAAGUAUUUUGAAAAGGAAAUGUUAAUGUGAUUCUACUCCCAUACCACUUGAUGCUGGUAUGUUUUAUAUCUGGUGUGUGUCAGUGAAAUCAUGGGGUUGAUUGUUUCUGUCUUAAAGAUUUGUGAGAUGUUGUAUAUUAUAUGGACUUCACUUAUGUACACAUUCCCAUGGAAUAUUGGGUACAUUGUACGGCGCAUUAUUUUCUUCU